Durio zibethinus is the source of this 1518-nucleotide messenger RNA. The record is from RefSeq and is a predicted model, not a curated record. NCBI's taxonomy places the organism in Eukaryota, Viridiplantae, Streptophyta, Magnoliopsida, Malvales, Malvaceae.
AUGAUUGUGAGACUUUUAUUGCAGGUGGAGCUAAGCAUAUUUAGCAUAAAGACAGAUAAUUUGAUAGAAUUUGUCAAGAUACUCUACAAGAGUAUUGGAGAUUUAUGUCUUAUGAAUGUGUAUAUUUGUAUGUUUGUGAGUAGACUAGAGGAGACUAAGAAAGUUCACAUAGAUAUGGUAUAUGAGAAUGGACUAGAAGAGAUUGAAAGGGUCUAUAUAGGAUUAGAGGAGAUUGAUAGGAUUUAUGGGUGGAACGACUGUUUUUCCUUUAAUUGCCAUCCAACGGGGGAUUGUUCCACACCCAUUUUGAAAAAAUCCAACAUCUUGAUAGGUGCAUUUGUUUCUAUAAAGAUUGUUCAAAGUUUAGACAGAGCCAAACUAUCCAAGUUAGAAGUAAUGGCAGACAGGGAAUGCAAUACAAAAGCACAAGCUGCCGGUAACAAUGUUGCCAUUAUCUUUGGGGUUACUGGGCUUGUUGGAAAAGAGCUAUCCAAAAGGCUAAUUUCAAAAUCCAAGUGGAAGGUCUAUGGGGUAGCUCGAAAUCCUGAGAUCAAACCAAUCAAAAGUUCCAGCUACCAUUUCAUAUCCUGUGACCUGUUAGAUCCUGUCGACACCAAGCAGAAGCUCUCUGUAUUACAGGAUGUGACUCAUAUGUUCUGGAUCACUUGGGCAAGCCAGCAUCCUCUGGAUAGUCCAGAGAGUUGUGAGCAGAACAAGACCAUGAUGUGCAAUGCCUUGAGCGCCAUCCUUCCUAUAGCAAAGGGAUUGAAGCAUUUUUCUCUUCAAACUGGGAUGAGUAAUUAUGUACCUGUGAAUGGGAAAACAAUUCUUUUUGAUGAAGAAUGGCCGAGAGGGAAUGGGAGCCACAACUUUUACUAUGUCCUGGAAGAUUUGCUCCAUGAGACGCUGGCUGGUAAGGUGGCGUGGUCUGUUCAUAGGCCUGGCUUGUUAAUUGGUGCUUCUCAUAGGACUUUCUAUAAUUUCAUAGGAACUUUAUGUGUUUAUGGUGCUACCUGUAAACAUUUAAACCUCCCUUUUGUGUUUGGAGGGACAAGGGAGUGCUGGGAAGAAAGCUAUAUUGAUGGUUCUGAUGCUAGGCUAGUAGCUGAACAGCAAAUUUGGGCAGCCACAACUGAUGAAAUAACUUCCACUGAUGGCCAGGCGUUCAACGCAAUUAAUGGUUCGAGUUUUACUUGGAAGCAGAUAUGGCCAACUCUUGGCGAGAAAUUUGGAGUUACAGCGCCUGAAAACAUGUUUUUGGAAGAUUUUCGGCUUACAACAGCCAUGCGAGAAAAGGAAAAAGUAUGGGAAGAAAUUGUGAUGACGGAAAAUCUGCAUCAGACAAAGAUGAAAGAUUUGGCCAAUUGGCAGUUCUUGGACCUUUUGUUUCGGUGUCCUGGAAAAUUGUUGGGUUCCCGAGCUAAAGUUGACCAGCUUGGUUUUACAAUGAAAUAUAACACGCUCGAUUCAAUCCUGUAUUGGAUUGAUUUCAUGAGAGAUGAAAAGUUGAUUCCCUAG